This is a messenger RNA of Momordica charantia (bitter melon), 1200 nucleotides long. Its product is annotated as DNA repair REX1-B protein. The record is from RefSeq and is a predicted model, not a curated record. Lineage: Eukaryota; Viridiplantae; Streptophyta; Magnoliopsida; Cucurbitales; Cucurbitaceae.
GUAGUGUUCGCUUCGCCUCGACAUAGAGUUAGAAGCUUCAGGUUGAAGACUGAAGUCGAAGCGAAAAAAAAAAUCAUUACGAGAAUGGAAGAUUUUGACAAUAAGCUCUCUCUGGCUGAACCCAUGGAGAUGGAGGAAGAUCAAGAAUUCGGGGCCACCGAUCCCUCCAACACUCUUGGUUUGCUCCGCAAGUUUCUUGAAAUCCAGCAGCGUAGAGCGGAAGCUUAUGCCAAGCUUAAGAGGGGUUUCGAUGAGUAUAUGACUUCAGGAAGGGAAGUAUCUUACCAACAACUUUGCAGUGAGAUCACGACGGAGUUCAAUUAUUGCUCUAAACAAGUCAUUGACAUUGAGUCAGAUUUCCGGAAUCCUGAUCACAGCAGGCUCGAGUUAGCUGACCUGCUUAGAUCUGUUCAAUUACAGGAGAAGCAGAAAUUGCACCUGACAGCUCAAAUUCAGUUACUGAAGAAGGCUGGCCGUCCAUCAGAGCGUUUGGUGAGCCACGAGAAUUGCAGAUUCAAGACGCCUCGAGAGCACGAGUGCGUGCAUGUCCAUGAGAUAACCGAAGCUUCUGGUACUGAGGAAGCAGAAGCAGAUGCCGAAUACGACAAUUCUCUCAAGGAAGCAAUCAAAGGCGUCCAAGAUGCUGUGACCACCAUAAACGAGCACAUGGAGGAAGUGAGAUAUGAGAUUGCAGCUCUUGAAGAUGAGUAAUCUUGUGACAUAUAAGAUGAUAUCUUGCUCGCAAUUCAAUUGAUAACAGGAACAUACCUGUACAGAUAUACAGAAUCGGUUUCGAAAAAUUUUCUUCUGCGCGUUUUGCUUGAUCUUUCACCUUCUUUGAUGAGAUUUAUCAACUGAAUUCUUAAUUUUUAGCCUCGAUUUUUGUGUGUCUACUCUAGAUUGGGAAAUAAAGCAGGGAGAGUGAUUAGGAGAAGGUCAAGGAUACUGUUUCAAGAGUGUGGUUGGAGCCUUCCAGCCUUUUUUACCUCUGCCAUUUGCUCCAAACGAGACUGAGGAACUGAAGUCAAUGUUUCAAAUUUCCUUUACGCUGCUGAAGUUCAGUGGUGGUUUGCAACUUGAAAUUCAAUCCGAGGGAAAAUUUGAUGAACUGAAUUGAUCCGAUUGAAAUUGAACCAAUCUAUUUGUAUUUGGACCACGGGGCUAUAUUCCAGUUGGUGUAAGAUGGUUCUGUUUGAUUUU